Triticum aestivum (bread wheat) is the source of this 2497-nucleotide messenger RNA. RefSeq names its product transcription repressor OFP13-like. Gene Ontology annotation, biological process: negative regulation of DNA-templated transcription. The transcript has a single exon. NCBI's taxonomy places the organism in Eukaryota, Viridiplantae, Streptophyta, Magnoliopsida, Poales, Poaceae. The record is from RefSeq and is a predicted model, not a curated record. The coding region runs from base 1284 to 2084 and encodes 266 amino acids.
GUACUGUGGGGAGCAAAACUGAAACGGCUGCUGUGGAAUUUUCCCUCUUGUUUGCUGCGAAGAGGGCGCAGUGUAAAUUUUCAAUUAUUGUUAUUACUUUGUUAAUGCGAUGAUAUGUGUUCCAUAACCAUAGAAAAAAAGGGUGCCCGCCUUGCUGGGAUUCAUUCACCAACACGGUUUUCAAUGGCGGUUGCAGCAUUGCAGCUACCGGGGAGAAUGAGAAUCUGUAGCACGGCACUAGCAGGCUACCACCAAGGAACAAGGCCAAGGUCUCAUCUGUGAAAUAUUAAGGUUACUUUGCAGGGAGAUGAGGCCCAUCCCGAGACAUGACAGAUGGAUGGAUGGAUGGGGAGCUAGCUAGGCGCACUGCGUGGAUUGCUAAUAUUACUUACUCGUACUAAAAAACAAUUAGAGGACGUUUCUCUCUUGUCUGCACCUAAUGAUCUAUCCUGUGACCUUGUUGCGCCAUUUGAUUACAACAGGUAUCUACACACUUGCGGCAUUUACUAUUAUAUAUCCUCCUAUACGUACGUAUGUUGUUGUGAAACUGAUCAACUAAUUUGCUUCUGCUCAGCCUGCAGAUUAAACCACGCCACCCCACCGGCUCCCAAAUCUAAUGCUUGCCGCAUGUGAAGAUCAUAUCGAUCAUUACAUUUAUCUCUGCUCUGGGCAAAUUGGAUGGACGGCGCAUACCUAUAUUAGAUUAAAUCGCAACAAGGUAGCACCUACCAAUACCAAUUAAACGGUCUCUUGAGCUGCUAGCUAGCUAGCUACUGAUCAUGCAUGUGUCUUGUAGCCUUGUACAAGAGCAAGGCUCCACGUGGAUGGCCAAGUAAACAAAAGAGGUUUAGCAGCACACCACCCCAAGUGAUUGAUUAGCCAGAAGCAUUACUAUAUAUCUGCACAAAUUGCACUCCACCACACCAUCCAUGGCAAUGGCAUCUUCCUUCCUUUCUCCCCUCCUGAAAAAUACAUCAUGAACAACUAGUCUCUCUGCUCACCAGGCAACCUAGCUAAUCUAGCUGAUUACUCUUUUGAUUGCUCCUGUCCUCUACUGAUAUGCUGCUAGCUUAGCUUUGUUAAUUAUAUGCCAAUAUGUACUAUGCAACCCUCUGAGCAGAAGCCCACAUACACACACCGCCUUCCUCACUCUCUCUAAUUGAGUAGAGCUGUAGUAGCCCUGCCCACGCCCAGUGGGAGGCGGAGCACCAUAGCCACAGCCUCUGCCUCUUGUGCAUCGUCCUGUUCGAUUCCUUCUCCUUGAGAUCAGACUAAAACCAGCCAUGGUCAAGAAGCUUGGCCUCACGUCUCUCAUCUUCAGCAGCAAGCAGGUGGACAGUGCUGCUAGUGCCAGUGGCGCUGCACCUUCCUCCGUGGCCUCGUCUUCCUCCAUGUCUGCCACCUCGUGGCAAUGGCCGUCCUGCAAGCAGCCAAGGACCCUCUCCUUCAGGCAGCAGCAGCACCAAGAGCAGCACCAGACGGCGUACAAGACCAUGAACUCGGCCUACUUGCCCGACUCCGGCGCCGACUCGUGCUUCUCCAACUCCUUCGCCUCGGUCGACGACAGCCUCUCCACGGCGUCCGAGGCCGCCUCCGGGCUCGUUGAGGCCAACGAGCGAGAGACGGUCAUCCGCGCCCUGCGCUCCGGCCGCCUCUUCUUCGAGCCCCACGCAACGCCGGCCACCUCCUCCUCCAUUCUCGACGAGGCCAAGCUGAAGGUGAAGGACAGCGACACUACCACCGUUACCACCUGCUGCGGCAGCAGGAAGGUCGACAAGACGGUGGCGUUCGAGGGAGCGACGGCGGUGACCAUGGACUCGUCGAACCCGUACCGCGACUUCCGGGCGUCCAUGGAGGAGAUGGUAAUGAGCCAUGGCGUCAAGGACUGGUGCUGGAUGGAGAUGAUGCUGGGGUGGUACCUCAGGGCCAACGGCAAGAGCACCCACGGCCUCAUCGUCGGCGCCUUCGUCGACCUGCUCGUCGCGCUCAGCGACACCGCCUCGCCGUCCUCCCCGACCACCGCCACAACCAACGGCUCCUCCUCCUUCAGCGGCAGCGACGAGAUCAAGGAGGAAGAAGGAUGAACCGAGCUCAACUGGUACAUAUGAUUAUGAUUAGUUUUCCCUUGCUGCCAUGAUUCGCGUCAAGUGCUGUUAAUUCCCAGCCGGAUGCGGUGCAGCUUGAUCAAGCGUGAGGUUAGCAGUAUUGAUUCCAUUUAUUUACCUUUUGCGAAGCUACUGGCUAGCUAUUGUGUGUUUGCCUGUCAGUCUGCGCGCGUGCAUGCCUACCUAACUGAUUGUUUGCUAGCUAGGUGAGUACGUACUAUAUUUGAAUUUGUGUGCACAGCCCGGAUAUUACGUAUGAGAAAAUCAAAUGAAAUGAAAAAAAAAUGUAAAUAUGUAUAGCGUGUGUGUUGUCUGCAAGCAUGUUUGGGACGCGAGAAUUUUCACCGAAAUUUGGUCUUCUUUCUCAGAAACAGUUCAGUUACCACAAGAAA